Messenger RNA from Strongylocentrotus purpuratus (purple sea urchin), 4697 nucleotides. It is a transcript of the gene sf1, whose product is annotated as splicing factor 1. The record is from RefSeq and is a predicted model, not a curated record. NCBI's taxonomy places the organism in Eukaryota, Metazoa, Echinodermata, Echinoidea, Camarodonta, Strongylocentrotidae. Gene Ontology annotation, molecular function: mRNA binding; zinc ion binding. Gene Ontology annotation, cellular component: nucleus. Bases 121 to 2673 code for a protein of 850 amino acids. The transcript has 14 exons. Gene Ontology annotation, biological process: regulation of mRNA splicing, via spliceosome.
GUACAGUUAACUAGCCAUUUUGUGAUUUAGCUAACGCCAUAUUGGAGUGUAAAAGCUGGAUGAAACAUCCGACGUUGUUCUUGUAAUUAUCACCUGUGGGAAGAUAAUUACAACGUAAAUAUGGCAGGAACGGGUGCAAACAGUGUUCCUCUUGGAGCUCUACACCCAUGCUUACGCGGCGGAGCUCGCGUAGGAGUAAAGUCGUCUGGAAAUGACUCGAUGUUGAACGCAGCCCGUGAAGCAGCCGCAAGAGUGACGGCGAACAUACUGAAACGGGAUCAUGGCGGGAUGACCGCCCGCCCACAGCAGGCCCAAGCCCCUCCCGGACCUGUGACAGCCGCUCACCACCCUCUGCCCGGUCAGCGCCAAACGAUUGAGCCUCUGAUGCAGACAUCUACCAGUUGGCCCAUGCAGCAGCAGCAGCAGCAAGCAGUGGACUCCAAGCGCCGCAAGAGAAGCCGCUGGGGAGGGGAAGACGCCAAGGCUGCCCCUGGAGUAGCUACUGUCAUCCCCUCUGGCCUGUCUAAGGAGCAAGAAACUCAAGUCUUAUUACAUCUGCAGAUAGAAGAGUUGAGCCGUAAACUGCGAACAGGAGAGCUUGGAGUGCCGCCCAAUGUUGAGGAUAGGUCUCCUUCUCCCGAGCCUAUCUACAACCAUGAGGGCAAGCGUCUUAACACGAGGGAGUAUCGGAUGCGCAAGAAGCUAGAGGAAGAUCGUCACAAGAUGAUCCAGGAUGCCAUCACGAUGAACCCCGAGUACAAGCCUCCUGCAGAUUACAAACCUCCUGUCCAGCGAGUGAGUGACCGGGUCAUGAUCCCCCAGGACCAGCACCCUGACAUCAACUUUGUCGGUCUCCUCAUUGGACCUCGUGGCAACACCCUGAAGAAGCUUGAGAAGGACACCACCACCAAGAUCAUGAUCCGAGGCAAGGGGUCGGUCAAGGAGGGCAAGGUCGGGCGUAAAGACGGACAACCCUUACCCGGAGAAGACGAACCUCUCCAUGCCCUCGUGACAGCUAACAAUGCUGAAAGUGUCAAGAAAGCAGUCAUUCAGAUUCAAGAGAUCAUCAAGCAAGGUAUCGAGACUCCAGAAGGUCAGAAUGAUCUGAGGAGGAUGCAGCUGAGAGAGCUUGCUCGUCUCAACGGAACACUCCGGGAUGAAGAUAUGCUCAGGUGCUCCAACUGUGGUUCGACGGAGCAUCGUACCUGGCAGUGUACAGAGAAACAGAACGUCACCAACAACAUCCUCUGCUCCCUGUGUGGUUCGGCCGGUCACAUCGCAGCCGAUUGCAGGGAGAAAGCCACGGGCGACCGCGGUCCAAUGUCCCAGCCCAUAGUCAACUCGGCUGACAAGGCCAAAAUGGACUCAGAGUACCUGUCACUCAUGGCUGAAUUGGGGGAAGGUCCCUUGCCAGGAGGAGGAGGGGGAGGCCCACCGAAGGGCAGCUUAGGUGGACAUGGAGGUGGUGGUGGUGGUGGACCACCCCCCAGGCAUUCCGCGCCCCCUAUGUCAUCGGCUCCCCCUCCCAACCGCCCCUUCAUGAUGCCUCCAGGAGGGCCAGGAGGGCAGGGGAACAAUUUUGAUCACCCUCCCCCACUGAUGGGUCAGCAUCUGAACGUACCAUGGAACAACCGCAACCAGAACAAGCCCCAAUCCCUGCUCAACUCAGGUCACUCACAGCAGCGUCCUCCUCUGGGCCAGGGUCCACCGCCCCCUCUCCCUCAUCAAGGAGGCCCCCCACCACCAUCCAACAAUGGUCCUCCACCACCCCAUCACAACCAGCCCCCAUUCAUGGGGGGCCCACCACGCCCCCCUCGGAUGAACAGACCCCCUCCCGUCGGUCCCCCUGGUGGCAUGCCGCCCAACAUGAUGCCCCCUCACAUGGGCCAAGGACCCCCAGGACCCCCUCAAUCUGGCGGAUUUAACCCCAUGAUGCCGCCCCCGCCUCGUGGGGGUGGACAGCUGCCGCCUUGGGCUUACCAUGGUGGCCCCCCUGCAUCUGGACCCCCUAAUCCACCAGCACCAGCCCCAGCACCAGUCCCUCCACCAUCUCUUCUUGUAGCCCCGCCCCCACCUCCACCCAGCAGUGAGCCGCCCCCACAACCCCCCACAAGUGCACCGUGGCAGAUUUCAUCUUCAAGCCGAGGGGUAGCAUCGUCUCCCCCAUCUCAGCCUCCAUGGCAGACACAGGCUAUCCUGCAACAGGCCCUAGCCCUCUCGCAGCCUCAACAGGCAGCGGCAGCCACAACUUCCGAGACCACCACAUCAACAACCAAGCCAGCUCCUGCUGUUCCUUGGCAACAGCUUGCUGCAGCCGCGGCUGCUGCCAAUGCUCCUCCAGCAAGUUCAGCAAGCAGCACUUCACCAGCCCUGCCCCCUUGGCUGCAGGCCUACACUGCAGCAGCAGCAGCAGCUGGGGGAGGGGGAGCCUCUUCAAGUACAGCAGGGGGGCAGCCCACGCCCCCUCACUGGGCCCAAGCAAUGCCCCCUCCACCACCCCAACCAGUGCCCCCUCCCUCCAUGCCAGGAAUGCCCCCCAUGGGGGUGUCCCGCCCCCACAUGCAGCCACCCAUGCCCCCCAUGCCAUACCAGCAGGGUGGUAUGCCGGACGUUGCGCCCCCUCCCCCUCCCCACUUAAAUGCCCCGCCCCCACCUCCGCCCCCUUCAAGCUGAGCACUAAACUAAACUAUCUCUCCUUUUGUUAUUAAAGCAUUUUAUCUUAUCCCGCUAGACUUUUAUAUGUCUGUCUUAUAAUACAAUAGAUUAUUUGUUAAUGAGAAAACUUAGCAAGUUUUUAGUUUCUUUUGCAGUAUCCAUACAUCUUGAUUACUUUCCCUUCCACAAAAUCCUACAAAAGCAUCUUUUACUUAGUCAUGUUUCUGUGUUUUGUGUCUGCUUCGAUGAGUAACAUUUUGCUUUCAAGGAUGUUCCUUGACUUUGAAGAAAAAAAGGUGCAUAUUCUCUGUUUGCAUAUCCUAAUUUUAGCACUUUUGAUAAUUCAUGAUUCUAAUCCAUAUUCUGAUGACAGGUUCAUAUUUAUAUAAUUAUUGUAUUUAGUGUGUGCCCAAGCAUACCUACAAACUCUAAUCUUUUCAUAUCAAGUUAAUGUUGGAUGACUGCGAUCCAAAUUGAAUGUUUAACUAUAUUGUAAUUCAAAGGUAGAUAUAUUUGGGGAUAUUCAACCAUGUAAUGUGUGGAAGUGGCUGGACUGUUACAAUACUUGACAUUUUUAGUUACCUUUUAGAUUUUAUUUGUGUGCUGCUAUGCCUAUGAUGACUAUUUAAUUGAAGCUAAAUUAUACAUUAUGAAACGUUUCUGAGAUGCAAUUUCCUCUUUCUUCUCGAAAAAAUGAGGUAAUUGAUUAAUAUAUUGAAGAAGAAGGGUAUAUGAGUACCCAUCACAUUCCAAUGUAAUUACUUCUUUGUCUUAGUGGUGUGUAUGCCAUAAACAAUACUAAUGAGGCAAGAUAGCAUGUCUGAGUAUAUGCGACUACUAUGUAUGAAUUCAAUAUCUAACUUUCGUUGUGUGUUUUAACACAGUGUUUGUUCAUCUCCAUUUGGCUCUAGUAUAGUAGAACCUCUUAAAGAACACUUUAAAAAAAAAACUCUCAUUAUAACAAGGUAAUUUUGCGUGUCCUGCUUUAUACUGUAUGGUAUUUUAGCCCUGAUAUAAUGAGGUUUUGAUAUAAAAAAAGGUGAUUUCCUCGGAUUUCCUAAAGAGUGUGAUAACGUGAUUUCACUGUAUAACAUACUUUAUUUACAGCUUUUAUUGAGAUUGAGAAAAGCAAACAUAUGCAUGUACUUCGGAAACAAUCUUUUUUACACUCUUUUUUAUUGGUUUGUUUUGAUCAUGUGUAGUUAUUGUUUUUUAGUUUCUAGCAGUGAUUACCUCUUUUAAUUUUUUUAUUUUAUGGGAUGAAAUUAUGUGUUCUGUUAUGAUAAUCUAUCAAGUGGGAAUAUGUAUGCAGAAAAAAAAAGAACCUGUAAAUUUCACCCUCAUUUCCUUGGUAGCUUAGAGGUGUAUGCCCUUGAUCUUGGAAGAGCAAAAUAUCAAGGAUUUUCCAGAUAUAUGUUCAUUGGCAUCAUUGCGGUUAACUUUUGCAUUUACAAUUGUACGAGAUUCUUGAUUUCAUUUUUUUCUUUUCUUUUUUAUAACUACAUGUAGUAGGUGAUGUAAACAUUAGAACCAUUAUGAAUGAUAACCCCAGCUAUAACUCUUUCCCUAAAUUAUUCUGAAGGAGGCAAAAACGCAUCAACACUUUUUUUUAUUUAGCAUAUUAAACUUUAUGUAGAGUCUUUUAUGGACAAAUUUUGUUGGCCUAGUUCUCACCAUUACAGGCAUUUCUAGCGUACCGGUAAUCAUGCUAUAGCACUAUUACAUAUUAGAAAGGGAUGAAUUUAAUGUGCUGUUGAUAUUAAGCAGCGUCUAUUCAGUUCAUGGGAUACACAAAGUGGUUACAUCGACAUGUAGAUUCAUUUCAGUGAUGUGAUAUGAUUUCAUCUUUCCAAGUUUAUUCGGUGUUCAUUUGGCUUUUUCUCUAUUUCUCUUUUCUAUGAUAUCCUAUGUUAAAGGCCAGAAGAGUGUUCUACACAUAGUUAAUACCUUUAAGGCUCUCAGUAUUGACAGAACAUGCCUCUCAUUUACCCUCUCAAUUUCUCUCUUUGAGGGGCUGAAUAAAAAGAUGUAGGUCUGCGUUG